AUGGCCGACGGUCUCCAAAUGGGCAGCCUGUCCAUCAACGACUCUCAGCACGCGCCCGCGCCCGCUGGUGGCCCCCCUGGCCGCGCUGCCUACAUCCCUCCGCACCUCCGCGGACGGGGAGGCGCCGCCGCUGCAAACGAUACCUCUGCUCCCCCUGCCGGCCCUGGCUAUGGUGGCCCUCGGGACGGUCCUCGCAACAACUGGGCUAACGCCAGUGCCCCCAACUUCAGCCCUCGCGGCCCUGCCAACGGUAACCCUAGCUGGAUCCCAGACGGUCAAAUCCGGCCCUUCAAUCCCCAUGCUUACGGAUACCCAGGUCACGGUGGCUCAUACGGUGGUGGUAACUACAGUGGCGGUGGUGGUAGUGGUGCCCAGGCUCGCGGUUCGGGCGAUGGCCAGUGGCGCGACGGCAAGCACAUUCCCGGUCCCGCCAAUGCCCGCGUGGAGCGUGAAUUGUUCGGUGUCCCCAAUGAUCCUACCAAGCAGCAGACUGGUAUCAACUUUGCCAACUAUGACGAUAUCCCCGUCGAAGCCUCUGGCCAGGACGUCCCAGAGCCCGUCAACACUUUUACCAACCCUCCCCUCGACGACCACCUCAUCUCGAACAUCACGCUCGCCAGUUACGUCACUCCCACUCCCGUUCAGAAAUACUCCAUCCCGAUUGUCAUGAAUGGCCGCGACUUGAUGGCCUGCGCUCAGACCGGUUCCGGAAAGACCGGUGGUUUCUUGUUCCCUAUCCUUUCGCAGGCUUUCCAGAAUGGUCCCUCUGUUGUUCCUAACCAGGCCGGUGGCCAGUUCAGCUACGGUCGUCAGCGUAAGGCCUACCCUACUUCGCUGAUUCUUGCUCCCACUCGUGAACUGGUCUCCCAGAUUUACGACGAGGCUCGCAAGUUCAGUUACCGUUCCUGGGUCCGCCCUUGUGUCGUGUACGGUGGUGCCGACAUUGGCUCCCAGCUCCGCCAGAUUGAGCGUGGCUGCGAUCUGCUCGUUGCCACCCCCGGCCGUCUGGUCGAUCUGAUUGAGCGUGGCCGUAUCUCCCUCAUGAACAUCAAGUACCUGGUUCUCGAUGAGGCUGAUCGUAUGCUGGACAUGGGUUUCGAGCCCCAGAUCCGCCGCAUUGUUGAGGGCGAGGAUAUGCCCCGUGUUGAGGACCGUCAGACUCUCAUGUUCUCUGCCACUUUCCCCCGCGACAUCCAGAUGCUGGCUCGUGACUUCUUGAAGGACUAUGUCUUCCUGUCUGUCGGCCGUGUUGGUUCGACCUCCGAGAACAUUACUCAGAAGAUUGAGUAUGUCGAGGAUGCUGACAAGCGUUCCGUUCUGCUUGAUAUUCUCCACACUCACGGUACCACCGGCCUGACCCUCAUCUUUGUCGAGACCAAGCGCAUGGCCGACUCCCUUUCCGACUUCCUGAUCAACCAGCGCUUCCCUGCUACUGCGAUUCACGGUGACCGUACUCAGCGCGAGCGUGAGCGUGCCCUGGAGCUGUUCCGUAACGGCCGUUGCCCCAUCCUCGUUGCUACCGCUGUUGCGGCCCGUGGUCUCGAUAUCCCCAACGUCACCCACGUUAUCAACUACGACCUGCCUACUGACAUUGACGACUAUGUUCACCGUAUCGGUCGUACCGGCCGUGCUGGUAACACUGGUAUCGCCACUGCCUUCUUCAACCGUGGCAACCGUGGUGUCGUCCGUGACCUGAUUGACCUUUUGAAGGAGGCCAACCAGGAGGUUCCCAGCUUCCUAGAGAGCAUUGCCCGUGAGGGCAGCGGAUACGGUGGCCGCGGUGGCGCCCGUAGCCGUGGCGGUGGCCGCUUUGCCAAGCAGGACUCCUUCGGCUCCCGUGAUGUGCGUCGUGGUGGCAUGGGCGGUGCCCCCUCGUCCUUCGGUGGCGGCGGAUAUGGCGGUGCCCCCUCCUACGGCGGCAGCGGUGGUUAUGGCGGUGCCGCUCCCUCCUAUGGCGGCUAUGGUGGUGGCAGCGGCGGCUCAUACGGCGGCAGCAGCGGCGGCGGUGGUUAUGGCAACCCCUCCGGCGGUCCCACCGGUCCCUCCUCUUGGUGGUAA
This is a messenger RNA of Penicillium macrosclerotiorum, 2058 nucleotides long. RefSeq names its product DEAD/DEAH box helicase. The record is from RefSeq and is a predicted model, not a curated record. NCBI's taxonomy places the organism in Eukaryota, Fungi, Ascomycota, Eurotiomycetes, Eurotiales, Aspergillaceae. The transcript is spliced from 2 exons. Gene Ontology annotation, molecular function: RNA helicase activity; ATP binding; RNA binding. Gene Ontology annotation, cellular component: nucleus. Bases 1 to 2058 code for a protein of 685 amino acids.